UUAGAUCCAGAAUGCAAGGAUUCCUUCUCUGCCCAGGGCUGGACAGAGUGGUUUGACAGAGACACCCCUUCUAUUACUGGAGACAAGGAGACUCUUUCCUCUCUUCGUAGGGAGAAUCCUGGGAAGAUCUGUCCCAACCCUACCAAUAUUGAGGCUGUGACUCUUUCUGGCCAUAGUGUUGAGGAAACGGGUGAAAAAAUUUUUAAAUAUGACACAAAAUCCGGAUUUGUCUGCAGAAACAGAGAUCAGCGUGACUGGAAGUGCCAAGACUAUAAAGUUCGCUUCAGCUGUUCAGUUGAAAUCUGUCAAAAUGUGUGCUGGACCAAGUGGUACAAUCGAGACCGUCCCACUGGAUCCGGUGACUGGGGGCAGCUGAGUGCCCUGAGAAAAGAAAACCCUGGUGGAGACCUUUGUACUGAUCUUGUCUAUGUUGAGGCUUUUACUGUUGAAGAUGACAUUCCAGCUCUCAAGAGAGGACAAAAAUUCCAUUAGUAGGUUAUCUUAAAAACAACAAAACAAAACCAGUUCUUACAAACAUGUGCCUGUAAAAUACAGUUUUCAUGACAUCAGCAGAAAGAUGCAAGUUAAAAUAACCUGGUAUUUUUUUCAUUUUUCUUUAGUAAAAUAAUAGAUAUACCUGUAAAACAAAAACUAAUGUAUUCAACCUUAAUUUGGUUUUUAUAAUGAUCUUGCUAACUAUAUAGUAUUUAAAUGUACAUCUAAUUCUUAAAUAAGCAGACUAAAUUUAACUACAAAUCAUUCAGCAAGUUUCUCAUUUCUAAUCAAACAUGUACACUUACACGUUUUUGUUAUCAUUUUCAGCUACAGCCCUGGGAAAAGGGUUUGUCUGCCACAUUAAGGACCACAGAUUUGGCAGGUGCAGGGACUACAAAGUUCGCUUUGGAUGCAGUUGUCGCUCGUUUGCCUGAGUCGACUCCUGCAAAUGAUCAGAGGGAAGAAACUGAAGUUUUAUUUCGAUUUCUUUGCCAUUUCCUUAUCCUUUUUAGUCAUUAACACAAAUGAAGUAUCUGUUUUGCAGGUGCUGCUGGCUUGUCAUUGACAUCUCGUCUACUUAAAGUACAGUGAGGAAGGGAAUCAUAGCUUUGUCUGUCUUUAACAAAUGCAUUAAUUGAUUUUUUAUUUUACCUGUGGGGAAUUAGUCAAAAACAACAAAUAAUUCAAAGCACACAUGCUCUUCUUGGGUUCAUCAUUCUGCUGUAUUCAAAUUAAACCUUAUUAGAUGAUAAGUAUGACCCUAAAGGAUUUACAUAAUUCAGUUAUACUACAUUUUUUAUCAGAGUUCAGGUUUUUUUUUUUGUUAGUUUAUUUAAAAAAAAGAAAAAAACAUAUGUAUGCAAGUUGUGCUAUAUCGCUCAAAAAUGAGCUAAUGAGCAUGUGAUUUUCACUGACUUUCCCUGGAAAUCUUUUGAAAAGUGAUUAGAGAUGACCUGCGAUAAACUCAGAUAAUUUAACAUUCAUAGCUUGUCUAUAGUGAGUCUCAUAGUUGAAAAUGCUCAUCAGAGCUCAGACCAAAAAUGGAAGUCAAAUGAAUAUUCUGUAAACUUCAAAGGCAGGA
Messenger RNA from Poecilia reticulata (guppy), 1576 nucleotides. RefSeq names its product cartilage intermediate layer protein 2-like. Lineage: Eukaryota; Metazoa; Chordata; Actinopteri; Cyprinodontiformes; Poeciliidae. The record is from RefSeq and is a predicted model, not a curated record.